Trichosurus vulpecula (common brushtail) is the source of this 1620-nucleotide messenger RNA. It is a transcript of the gene ASIC4, whose product is annotated as acid sensing ion channel subunit family member 4. Gene Ontology annotation, molecular function: ligand-gated sodium channel activity. Lineage: Eukaryota; Metazoa; Chordata; Mammalia; Diprotodontia; Phalangeridae. Gene Ontology annotation, biological process: sodium ion transmembrane transport. The transcript has 10 exons. Gene Ontology annotation, cellular component: membrane. The coding region runs from base 1 to 1620 and encodes 539 amino acids. The record is from RefSeq and is a predicted model, not a curated record.
AUGCCUAUCGAGAUAGUGUGCAAAAUCAAAUUUUCCGAGGAGGAUGCAAAACCGAAGGAGAAGGAAGAGGGGGACGAGCAGAGCCUGUUGGGGGCAGCGUGCCAGGGGGCGCCCCCGAGGGAUCUGGCCACCUUUGCCAGCUCCAGCACCCUGCACGGCUUGGGGCAUGCCUGUGGCCGGGGGCCUCGAGGGCUUCGCAGGAGCCUGUGGGCACUGGCCCUUUUGGCCUCCCUGGCUGCUUUCCUUUACCAGGCUGUGGGCCUGGCCCGUAGCUACCUGGCUCGGCCUCACCUGGUCUCCCUGGACCCAGCCGGGGUAGCCCCUGCCCUGGGCUUUCCUGCUGUCACCCUUUGCAACAUCAACCGCUUCCGACACUCUGCUCUCAGUGAUGCUGACAUCUUCCACUUGGCCAACCUGACGGGACUGCCCCCUAAGGAUAGAGAUGGACAUCGGGCAGCAGGCCUUCGAUACCCCGAGCCGGACAUGGUGGACAUUCUGAACCGCACUGGCCACCAGCUGGCCGAUAUGCUCAAGAGCUGCAACUUCAGUGGCCACCACUGUUCCGCCAGUAACUUCUCUGUGGUAUAUACUCGUUAUGGGAAGUGCUACACUUUUAAUGCUGACCCCCAGAGUCCACGGCCCAGCAGGGCAGGGGGCAUGGGCAGUGGCUUGGAGAUCAUGCUAGACAUUCAACAGGAAGAGUACCUGCCCAUCUGGAGAGAGACUAAUGAGACAUCAUUUGAGGCUGGCAUCCGGGUUCAGAUCCACAGCCAAGAGGAGCCACCAUAUAUCCACCAGCUAGGGUUUGGGGUGUCUCCAGGCUUCCAGACAUUUGUGUCCUGCCAGGAGCAGCGGCUGACAUACCUGCCCCAGCCGUGGGGUAAUUGCAGGGCUGAGAGUGAGGGAGGGGAGCCAGAACUCCAAGGCUAUGCAUCCUACAGUGUCUCAGCCUGCCGGCUUCGUUGUGAGAAGGAAGCCGUGUUGGCACGCUGCCAUUGCAGAAUGGUUCACAUGCCAGGCAAUGAGACCAUCUGCUCCCCCAACAUCUACAUUGAGUGUGCAGACCACACUUUGGACUCUCUGGGUGGGGGAUCAGGAGGCCGCUGUACUUGCCCCAUGCCUUGCAAUCUGACACGCUAUGGGAAAGAGAUCUCCAUGGUUCGGAUCCCCAACCGAAGCUCAGCCCGCUAUCUGGCCAGGAAGUACAACCGAAACGAGACCUACAUACGAGAGAACUUCCUGGUCUUGGAUGUUUUCUUUGAAGCCCUGACUUCCGAGUCUGUGGAGCAGAGAGCAGCUUAUGGCCUGUCUGCCCUCCUGGGUGACAUCGGAGGUCAGAUGGGGCUCUUCAUUGGGGCCAGCAUCCUCACCUUUCUCGAGAUCCUUGACUACAUCUAUGAGGUGUCCUGGGACCGGCUGAAGAGGACAUGGCGCCGCCCCAAGCCACCCCUUAGGACCUCAACAGGAGGCAUUUCUACCUUAGGGCUGCAGGAGCUGAAGGAGCAGAGCCCGUGCCCAGGACGAGGUUGUGCUGAGGCUGGUGGGGCCAGCAGUCUGCUCCCCAACCACCACCACCCUCAUGGCCCUCCUGGAGGCCUCUUUGAAGACUUUGCCUGCUAA